AAAACAUAUGAUUCCACCGUGAUGAGAACUUCUGAAUACUCCACUGAACAGCAGCAGGAGAUAGUGAUUAUUCUGGAACCCACCUGGCUCGACCCCAUCUUCCCCUACUUGGGGGCGGCUGUGAUAGUGUUGCUGAAUGUGCUGUUUGGCACUGAGAUUUCUCUCAAGGACAUCCGUUUUAUACUCAUGAGACCCAAGCCUCUAAUCGCAGCUGCAUUGUGUCAGUUUGUGCUUCUACCUCCAUAUGGGCUAGGAAUUGCGCGCCUGCUGGGUUUUGAGGCGGACAUUGCUCUGGGGGUGCUGAUGGUGGCAUGCGCGCCCGGAGGAGGCAUCAGCAACACUGCCAGUUAUCUGGUCGAGGGGGAGGUCCCCCUCUCUAUCUCCAUGUCCUUCUUCAGCACCGCCAUUGCGGCCGGUACAAUGCCCUUGAACUUGUUCAUCUACGGCCGAUUCAUCUCAGAUGACCCCAGCUUUACAGCCGGAAACAUCCCGUACGGGACACUCAUCCAGGGUCUGGUGGCUAUUGCUUUACCAGUGUGUCUCGGAAUGGUCCUGAUAGCCAAAGCGAGGAAGAUGACUCUGGCUGUUAAGAAGUACGCCAAGCCAGUUGUGCUGUUGCUACUGCUAGUCUACAUAUCAAUUGCGCUGUACAAGAGCUCCUUUGCGUUCAAACUUUUCUCACUGCGGGACUAUCUAGGAGGUUGUCUGCUGCCUCUGGGGGGCUUUGUACUUGGCGGUGUUGCUUCUUUGAUUCUGCAACUGCGCUGCUCACAGAUUAAAACUAUAUCACUCGAAGUUGGUAUGCAGAAUUCGAUGAUUGUAGUUACGAUGACCAAUUUUGUGUUCGAUCCUCCACAGUCGAAUCUGAACUCGCUAAUGCCCAUAAGCAUAGCCAUAAUGACCAUGCUAGUGUCCAUACCUCUCUUCAUAGUCCACUUACUGGCUAAGAAGUACAUUGCUAAAUACAGAGACGUGUGUGACGAGAAUAAAAGUGAACAGCUAAGACAACGACAGAAGUUCGAAGGACUCGGAGGCACAAUUAGACGAAGAUUAAGCAGUGUGAGUGUGAGUAGUCGUGGCCAUCCGAAUACAAAAGGAGGGGGGACUGGAGUGGCUGUUGAUCCGACCAUGGACACAAUUCCAGACGAGGGAGAAGAGGAAGAGUUCACGAGGAAGAGCGACCAAGAAAAAGUAACCGUCGAUGUGAAUGAAAAAAACCAAACCCAUUUGUAAAUUAUUCUAUAAAUAUAUGACCUGGAAAUAUUAGUAGAGAACAA
Symsagittifera roscoffensis is the source of this 1277-nucleotide messenger RNA. RefSeq names its product P3 protein-like. The record is from RefSeq and is a predicted model, not a curated record. Lineage: Eukaryota; Metazoa; Xenacoelomorpha; Acoela; Convolutidae. The transcript has 6 exons. Gene Ontology annotation, cellular component: membrane. The coding region runs from base 22 to 1233 and encodes 403 amino acids.